AUGUUCGCGGCUGUCGGGGGCCUCGGGGGCCUCCGGCGCCUCCGCCUGGGGCGCAUUUUACGCUGGGCCCCGGGAGCGCACGGAGAAGCCGCGCCCCGGCCCAUCGCGCCUCUGCGGCCUCGGGGUCUGCCCCGCUACUGCAGCGGCCGGGCGGCCAGUGGCUCUGAGCCCCAAGGUCCAGGAAAGCUCCACCGGGUCCCCGCCGAGUACAAGCCUUCGCAAUUCGAUAAGAAAAUCCUGCUGUGGACCGGGCGUUUCAAAGCGAUGGAGGACAUCCCGCCUCGGAUCCCGCCAGAAAUGAUAGAUGCUGCAAGAAACAAGGCUCGGGUGAAAGCUUGUUACGUAAUGAUUGGACUCACCAUUAUCGCCUGUUUUGCAGUGAUAGCCUCUGCCAAAAGGGCUGCAGAACGACAUGAAUCCUUAACAAGUUGGAACCUGGCAAAGAAAGCUAAGUGGCGUGAAGAAGCUGCAUUGGCCGCACAGGCGAAGGCCAAAUGAAAUUCUAAGUGACACAGUGUUAAUCAGAGGAU
Messenger RNA from Neomonachus schauinslandi (Hawaiian monk seal), 530 nucleotides. It is a transcript of the gene FAM162B, whose product is annotated as family with sequence similarity 162 member B. Bases 1 to 498 code for a protein of 165 amino acids. NCBI's taxonomy places the organism in Eukaryota, Metazoa, Chordata, Mammalia, Carnivora, Phocidae. The transcript is spliced from 4 exons. The record is from RefSeq and is a predicted model, not a curated record.